GAGAGACUGACGGUUAAGUUCAUUUACUAAACUGAGUUAACGAGGAUAGAAGGAGGUGUGGAAGGAGUUAAGUCUUUAAAUAAAGGAUAAUGACAUACGAAGAAAAGCAAAAUGGUUUUGUACCGACUUCAUCUAAUGGUUUUCUUCCGAUCAACAACUCCUCUGAAAGAGCGAAGUUGGAUGACAAAAGCUAUGAACAUUAUGAAGAAACACCUCUUCAUAUUGCCAUACUGACGUACCUUUGUUAUGCAGUUUUGACAAUAUUUGGCCAUUUACGAGACUUCAUGCGUAGAAAUGGACUUGGAGAAAGUCAUUCAGCUGUGGAAAAGAAUAGAGAUGGAUAUGUUCCACUUUACCACAGUUUUGAAAGCUUCUAUACAAGAAAUGUUUACAGACGUAUAUGUGACUGUUGGAAUCAGCCCAUAAGCAGUGUUCCUGGAGCUUAUAUUGAUGUGAAACAACGUGUUUCUAUAGACAGAAAUUGGCACUUUAAAAUGACAGGAGAAUCUAUUAGAGCCCUUAACAUGGGCUCUUAUAAUUACUUGGGGUUUGCGCAAACUGACGGUCCGUGUGCUGAUGCUGUGGAGAAGAGUAUUUAUGAAUAUGGAGUUGGAGUGGGGAGCACAUGUCAUGAACUAGGUACGUUAGACAUUCAGAUUGAGCUCCAAUCUUUGGUAGCUGAGUUCCUCGGUGUAGAAGACUCUAUUGUGUUUGGAAUGGGUUUUGCCACUAAUUCAACCAAUAUCCCCACUCUUGUUCAGAAAGGAUGUCUUAUUCUUAGUGAUGAACUUAACCAUGCCUCUCUGAUAUUAGGAUGUCGGCUAUCUGGGGCUGUUGUCCAAGUUUUCAAGCAUAAUGAUACAAAGGAUUUAGAACAGAAGCUUAGAAAAGCAAUAACCUUAGGACAACCAAGAACUCACAGGCCCUGGAAUAAAAUCAUUAUUGUUGUAGAAGGAGUAUACAGUAUGGAAGGUUUAAAGCUUAUAUAUGUUUGUAAAUUGAUUGAUCACCUAAGAAUCCAUUCCCAUAGUGCAGUGUAUGCCAACAGUAUGUCAGCACCUGUAGCACAACAGAUUGUCAGCUGUAUGAAAAUCAUCAUGGGUAAAGACGGAACAGAUAUAGGACAGACAAAAAUUCAGCAGUUGGCAUGGAAUUCACAAUAUGUACGUAAGAACUUAAGAAAGAUGGGCUUUAUUGUUUAUGGCCAUGAUUACUCACCUGUUGUUCCUAUUCUCUUAUAUCUCCCAACAAAGAUUGUGGCCCUUGUACGUAACUUGAUGAAACGUGGGGUUGCUACUGUAGGAGUUGGUUUCCCUGCCACACCAUUGGUAGAGUCCCGAGCUAGACUCUGCAUGUCUGCUGCUCAUACCAAAGAAAUGUUAGAUGAGGCCUUGAAGGUGAUUGAUGAAGUGGGAGAUAUUAUUUGUAUAAAGCAUUCACGUUACAAGUCAUAAAACCAGUUCUUUUAUAGAAAUAAUGAGAAUAAUGAAAAAGGCUGUGACAUUCAAGAAAUUGGAUUUACUGUCUAUGUUUCAGCUUGCUAUAUUUACAUACUUGCUUCUUGUUUUGCUACAGUGAAUUAAGUCAUGACUUAUAGAUCAAUUAAACAGUUACACUGUUUAUGAUGUUUAUUUAAGUCAUUUGGAAAUGUUUAUGUUGGUUGUGUUUGUUGAUAAAUAUGAACCUUGUGCAUUAAAUGUUAUUAAAUUACAUUAUUGAUGAAAUACUAUGAUUUAAAAACAAAUGUUUGUAUAGUUGGAAAAACAAAAUGCCCCUCCAAGCACUGUAGAUACACAUUUAAAAAUUAAAAUAUUGUAAGAUUACUAUAUGAAUGUAAUACCAGCUUUAAAUAUCUUCAUCUAAGGAUUUCGUAUUGUUGUCAAUUUAUAGAAUUUAUAGCGAAGUGAAAGAUUAAAGCAUUUUCCAAAUAUCAUAGUGGUUCAUUACAUUGUUAAGACUGUCAUUUCAUACAUGUUCUUCAGUUAUGUUCAGGUAUUGUUUCAGACUAUUACAGCUGAAUGUACACCUUAAAUUUCAUUAUGUUUUUAACCUAAAAUCUAGUGUUCAGAUGAGCAAAAAUAAAAUUGUCAAUAAAAUACUUUUCUUGCAUUGUCUGUACGCUAAAGCAACAAUUAAAAAUGAACAUAUCAAACAAGAUUUAGUUUUAUUAGAUUAAUUUGUUUUCAUUUCAGCAUGUUAUGAUCAUUUGUGUGCUCAGAUAAAUUCAAAGAAAUUUACAAAAUAUUUAAAUAAAUCGUCUUUGUUUUUUUUCAUUUUUUUAAAUAGUCCAGGUACUGAAUUGUGAAUAAACUGCUGUUUUUCCUUUCA
Limulus polyphemus (Atlantic horseshoe crab) is the source of this 2328-nucleotide messenger RNA. Its product is annotated as serine palmitoyltransferase 2-like. Gene Ontology annotation, biological process: ceramide biosynthetic process; sphingosine biosynthetic process. The coding region runs from base 90 to 1454 and encodes 454 amino acids. Gene Ontology annotation, molecular function: serine C-palmitoyltransferase activity; pyridoxal phosphate binding. The record is from RefSeq and is a predicted model, not a curated record. Gene Ontology annotation, cellular component: serine palmitoyltransferase complex. NCBI's taxonomy places the organism in Eukaryota, Metazoa, Arthropoda, Merostomata, Xiphosura, Limulidae. The transcript has 11 exons.